Molecule: messenger RNA, 2382 nt
Organism: Triticum aestivum (bread wheat)
Lineage: Eukaryota; Viridiplantae; Streptophyta; Magnoliopsida; Poales; Poaceae
Product: ervatamin-B
Exons: 5
Coding region: 810-1265 (151 amino acids)
Biological process (GO): DNA repair; proteolysis
Molecular function (GO): cysteine-type peptidase activity; methylated-DNA-[protein]-cysteine S-methyltransferase activity
Source: RefSeq, a predicted model, not a curated record
AUAACUAUCGCUCCCCUCCCCUCCCCUGCCCCUCCCCUCAGCUCCCUAUCUCAAGUAACACCAGCAGAGGACCAACAGGGAAAAACCUUAUGGCAGAUGCUAUGCCUAGAUCAUCCAAUCCUCCAAUAAACCCGACCUCGGCCUUUGCGGUUUGUGAAAAACCUCGAUGGCCUUCGUCGUGCGAGAUCGGGCACGGACCGAACAGCCAUCCGUCUGUACCAACGAACAGUAGCCUUGUCGUUAAGGCGGCCAAUCCACGGUAUUUUUCUGCACUAUUUUUUCCUUGUUAUGUUAGUUUUUUUUUGCGGGGGUUGUUAUGUUAGUUUUAACUCCUAUUCUUCCGUAAAAAAAUAUAAGAACGUUUAGAUCAUUACUUUAGUAAUUUAAACGUUCUUAUAUUUGUUUACAGAAGGAGUAAUUGCUAUAAUUGUUUUUUUUAAAUUUAACACAAGGGAAGCUCUAAGAACAAGGGAUGCUGCUUGGUCCACCACAUCCGUCCUUCCACCACGCAAAUACCGAAAGAAAACCGAGAUCGCGGACCCAAUAACAGGCCCAGCUACGGGAUCCAAACAAUCAUCAGUACUCCGAAUUUCACACCCUCAAAAGAAAAGAAAAACAGAUCGCGGACCCAAUAACAGGCCCAGCUACGGGCUCCAAACAAUCCAUCGGUACUCCGAAUUUCACACACUCAACUCCCUGGCCCAACUACGACAGCCCAUUCAUCAUUAUUUAUAUAAGCCGGUCAUCCCCAUUCCCUGCGCGUAACCUAACAUCUACUCGAGUGGAGCGGAAGCAGAGGCGGCGGCACGAUGCCGAUGCCGAUGCGAGGGCUCAGCUCCGUCCUGGCGCGGAGGGCCCGCUCACUGACCGGCGAUCCGGCGACCAUUCCUAGAUCCGCCGGUGGUCGGAUCACCUUAAGCGGCCGCCUGGACUCGGCAGCUGCGAGCACGAAGGCCUGUGAUGGUGGUGAAAUCGCCCGAUCCUGGAUCCCCAAGACAUCUACGAGCAAGUCCCUCGUCACAUCAGCCCUCUCUGGAUCUACCUGCAAGUCUAUCGUCACAUCAGCCCUCUCUGGAUAUACGUGCAAGUCCCUCGUCACAUCACCAGUGGCAUGUACUGUAGGAGACCCUGGGCUCUCCUCGAUCACCAAGGCUGUCUCAUCAAGCCAUGUCCCUCCAUUUGGGUUGAGGCCUGUUCACUCCAUACCGUGCCACCGUGUUCUCUAUCAGAGGCUUCUCUACACAGCAGGUGGGUGGUCCUCCUAAAAGAGGUGGCUCUCUCAUGCGCUUCCUAGGUGGUUUUAUAUGUCUGUGUGGAUCGUUGUUCGUUUUGUCUCUCAGUUCCCAACCUGAUUUGACACCCAUAGAGGAAGAUGGAAUAACACCUAUAGAGCAAGGAAUAAACUGGGUAAAACUAGGCUGCACACCUCCUGUGUCACCUCGCCAUAUCAACACUGGUUGUGGCUGUUGUUUUGCCAUUGUUGCCGUGCAAAAUCUGGAGUCUGUUGUGCUAAUUGAAACAGGGAAGUACUCACGAUUGUCAGUUCAGGAGGUCAUAGAUUGCCUUGGUAAGUGCAAAAAAGGCUUACUGUAUGGAUGUAAGGGGGGUUUUAUGUCUGAGGCAUUUACCUACAUGAUGAUGAAUGGAUUGGCUUCAGACAUUGACUAUCCGAUAAACUUAAUUCGGCGCCAAGGCCCCUGUCAGGCUGCUGACAAACCAAGAGCAAUUCAGCCUGCUGACAAACCCAAACCUGGAGCAAUUCAGGUCAUUGAGUGGGACCAGUUCCUGGGUCAUGAUGACUAUGUCAAACGGCUUCGCACUGACCCUCCAGUACCUGUUGAAGAUCAAUUUAAGAUUGCUUUGUUCACCUCACCUCUUUCUGUUCGGUUCAACGUCAACAAGUACUUUGUAAGAUAUGAUGGUAAAACCAUUAUCGAGCAUCAUCAGUGUCCGCCUCCUCGGAAGGGUAAAGGCCACAACCAUGCUCUAUUGCUGGUUGGUUUCGGAACUGACAGUCGUGGGAACAAGUUCUGGCUGGUACAAAAUACUUGGGGAGCAGGCUGGGGGAGAAAUGGCUAUGCUCUUCUUCGACGUGGUGGGGAUCCUCGAGGUGUAGGUGGAAUUACAGCUGGGUUUGCAUGUCGACCAGUCAUCAAGAAGUCUCCUUGAGAUAUGCUUGUUGUUUAAAUUUUGUAGCCAGUUUAUGGAAAUGAAUUAACUGAGCUUUGUAGGAUGAAUUAAUUAACACUAUUAUCGUGUAAGAGUCUCGUUCUAAAACCUAUGGAUCUGUGGAGGAUUUUAGGAGUAUAGCCAUUGGUAUGUUAUACGGAACUCUUUCAUAUUAACCUUGAUAUCUCCUGGUGUUUGGGGAGAGGUAACUUA